GCGACCGCGGCCGGCACAGCAACUCGGGCGGUGGCAGGAUCGGCUCCCUGCAACCGAAAUGCACCUCACAAGGCGGCGCCGACAACUCUUAGCUCUUCUUUCUGUCGAAGCUGUCAACACUCUCCACCAUCAGCAGCACCGCUACUACUACAACAACCACAACUACGACAACGACGAGAGGCACGGAGGCGACAGCGACUGGAACGACGACAGCAGCGUCGCGGACGAGCGGCAGGGGAGCAGCGGACACCACCCCGGCGCGCUGUUGACAACCACGCCACGUCGUGAAGUCGUCGUCAGACAAUGCCCCUGGCCUGUACGGCGCCACCUAUUCUCCCAGCGACGAAGACGACAAACGGAACAAGAGCGACAUCGAGAGCGAUCGAGCAGCAGCAGCAGCAGCGGCGCCGGAGCCACGUCAGAAACUCGGCAGCAGCAGCAGCAGCAGCGGCGGAAGCAGCGACAUCGGUCUCGGGAGAGCAAGCCGCGGCCCAGGGCGGUCCCAGUUCGAGCACCGUCGCCGCCAUCCUCCUGUUCGUCCUGAUACUGCCGGCGGCACCCGACCCGGCGGCGGCGGCGGCGGCGACGGGCGCGCACCACAACGCGACGACGCCGCUCUCGCUCCUGAACCCCUGGUUGUCAGCCUGUGAUAUCGCGGACCCGGCCACCGCGCCGGACCUCAGGGGCAGCUGCAGUGCGCGGGACGCGAUGCCCUCUCUCUCGGAUAAUAAUCACUACAGUAAUAAUUACGAUAGCGGAGUUAAUAAGCAGCGUAACAAUAAUAGUAGUAGUAAUUACGGUAGGGACACGCAGGCGGCGGCGGCGGCGGCGGCGGCGGCGGUGGAGGCCGAGAUGACGACGGGUCGGCUCAACGGGCAGGUGUCGGAGGGCCCGGGGCCGCCGUGCGGGGGCGGGGGCGGAGCAGACCGAGAGUGCCUUUGCGGGGGCGUGCGGCUGGACGAGUGCUGCGGCCGCGCGCCGCUCGACGCGCUCAAGCCCGAGGCGCGCGCCGCCGCGCUGCGCGGCCCGGCCGCCGCCUGCCGCGCGCACCUGCGCGCCCUCGCGCGCCUCGACGCGCUCGCCGCCACGCUCGCCUGCAAGUUCGACGAGCUGCUGCGCCGCUACGACUGCGCGCAGGACUACUCCGUCAGCUUCGGCUGCGCCCACUGCCAGGUAGGCCGCAGCGUCGCCCGCGUCCCACGACGCGCCGCGCCGCGCCGCACACGCGCCAUCGAUCCGCCGCGCCGCGCCGCGACGCUACUCCACGUGGCGCCCGGCGAGCGUCGUGACACGCCGUGCUACGCCCCCUCCGGCGAACACCCCCUACAAUCUGCCAAUCCACUGAAGCCUAGAGUGCAGCGUCUGCUGAGGGCGGCGUGCCAGCAGUGCACGGGAGUCGGCCGCGCACCGCCCUGCAGGCCGGGCCGGGCCGGUGAGCUGAGCCUUGCCGAGCCUCGGCCCCCUGGAGUCGCAGCCAGCGCCGUCAUUGAUCCGGCCGGGCGCCCUCUUCCGCAAGAUCAGCUGACGCUACGCGCCACGCCGCUGACCCACUGCUGGCUUUCCACACUGAACCCUGCCCACGGCGCUGCCGGAGGGCAGUCGGCACUCUGUAACAUGUCUGACCGUUACAACCCCAACUGCCACUCGGCAGAGUGA
Molecule: messenger RNA, 1656 nt
Organism: Schistocerca serialis cubense
Lineage: Eukaryota; Metazoa; Arthropoda; Insecta; Orthoptera; Acrididae
Exons: 3
Coding region: 304-1656 (450 amino acids)
Source: RefSeq, a predicted model, not a curated record